AUGCCGCUAAAGAACGUUUUUAUCGACGGAGUCAAAAAAUUCUAAAAGACCAUACCAUGGAUCGUGAUGGCGUUCGGGAUUUCUGCCAAUUACUGCAAAUCUGUUAAAGAAAUUUCAUCUCGUCGUGAGGAACGAUUAACGUUCGCUCGAGCUGCACUGCGACUCCAUUACGCUCUAUUAGAUUCAGAUUAAAAAAAAAAUAAAUUAUUUCUCUAUAAAAAUUGUAUAUAUCGUGUAUAUUAAAUGCAUCUUGUAAUUUUUCAAACAUAACCUUUAAACGUGAGAUUAUAUUUGGUUAGGUAAAAAAAUAACAUAAUUUCUAUCACGGCUCUUUCACGGUCGAUCGAACGCCCGGAAGAAUGCCGGCGCCAAAUUCCAUCAGCGUAGCCGUAAUAUGUUCCAGUAAUAUGAACAGAAGUAUGGAAGCGCACGCUUUUCUCAGCAAAAAGGGAUUUAAUGUGAAAUCAUUUGGGACUGGCGACAAGGUUAAAUUACCUGGUACUGCACCGGAUCGCCCUAACAUCUAUGACUUUGGAACUUCAUAUGAUGAGAUUUACAAUGAUCUAUUGAUGAAAGACAAACAAUAUUAUACACAGAAUGGCUUACUGCAUAUGUUAGAUCGAAAUCGUCGAAUAAAACCUAGGCCGGAACGAUUUCAAUUGUCCAAGGAUAAAUUUGAUAUUUUAAUUACAUGCGAGGAACGUGUGUACGAUCAAGUAAUUGAAUGUAUGGAAUCUAGAACUAAAGAAGAUAAUCAACCUGCGCAUUUGAUCAAUAUUGACAUUCAGGAUAACCAUGAAGAAGCCACAGUAGGAUCGUUUCUUAUAUGCGAACUAGUGACAGUGUUGGCGAAUAGCGAAGAUUUAGAUAAUGAUAUAGAUGAACUGCUCCAUGAAUUUGAGUCUAAGUUUGCAAGAACAAUAUUACACACUGUGUUAUUUUACUGAAAAAAAAUCUGUCAUUGAUACAAAAAUCAUCAAGAAUCUAGUGUUCGUCGAAUUCGAAAUUUAUUUAUAACAGAAGUUAAAUUAUAUAUAAUUUAGCGCGCGCGCGCACACCACACACACAUUCAUCCACCGAAUUGUGUGGAUUGAAUUUUAAUUUGAACGGAGAAAUCCGCUUGUGCUUCCUACUUAACGGUUAUUCCCAUGGAAUCUAACGGUCCUGCGUUAAAAUUGAUAAUCUAGUUGAUUAUGAGAUUCACAUCACACAUCAUGAUUAAAUGGAAUCUGUAGAAUGGUACCAAUCUUUAGGCAUAAAACAAAGAGAUAUUGGGAAUAAAUAAAUGCCGAGGUUACAAAACAUAAACACUAUAAUAUUUUAGUGCAUAUAUACAUGUAUACGUAUCGUGCACGAUUACAUCUCAAUAUAAAUCUGCAAUAUACGUAUGUAAAUAUGUAUAUGGAUGUUGCAGAGUGUUAUAUACAUAUAUAUGCAAUCAUACAGCUAUAUCGCAUAGCUGUUGUAAAGCUAAUAAAAUACGGAAAAUGCAAAA
Messenger RNA from Monomorium pharaonis (pharaoh ant), 1495 nucleotides. RefSeq names its product RNA polymerase II subunit A C-terminal domain phosphatase SSU72 (gene Ssu72). Gene Ontology annotation, biological process: termination of RNA polymerase II transcription. The record is from RefSeq and is a predicted model, not a curated record. Gene Ontology annotation, molecular function: RNA polymerase II CTD heptapeptide repeat phosphatase activity. NCBI's taxonomy places the organism in Eukaryota, Metazoa, Arthropoda, Insecta, Hymenoptera, Formicidae. Gene Ontology annotation, cellular component: mRNA cleavage and polyadenylation specificity factor complex; nucleus.